AAUUUAAUCUGGAUCUUUUUAUAAUAAAAAAACAAUUGGGCUCAUCUGUUCGAAUUUUUUAUUCUUAUUGGAAAUUAAAACAUUCAUCAAUUCACGAAACACAGAGAUAUGCUUGACACAUUUUAAACGUAUGUUCCUCAUAGCAAAAAAAGAAAAAACGUAUGUUCCUAACAUAAAAUCACUAAACUGAUAGCCGCUAAAUGAGCAGCUCAAGUUUGAUCUUUUAAAACUCUUUCCCUGAUAAAACAAAUCUUUUAAUUAGUAUCUAUCACCCACUUCUUGAAAAAUAAAUAAAUAGUAUAACACCCACUCACUCGUAGGACCACCUACGUAUGACCACACAUUCGUAUCUUUUAGAGAUUAUAACGUUAAAUUCUUUUGAGGUUACAAAUCUGCCGUCACAUCUGUCUCACCAAAGAAGAAAGAAAAAAAAUCAUAUACUUGAAAAGAAAAAGAAAAAUAUUGGUUAGUAUAAAUGACACUGCAUUGCUACCCAGAUUCAGCAUAACCUUUUGUUUUUUAUUAAAAACCAAACAACUCAUAGCAUCCAAAGAUUCUCUUAUUACCAAAGCAAUUCCCACAACCACCAACAAGACAAAGAAAGGCAUUAUCCUAUGGCUUUUCCAUCUUCUUCAUCGUUCACAGUAGAUUUUGCGUAUGAAAAUGAAUUGGAUUUCUCGAGUUUGUUAACUCCUUCAACGUUAAUAUCAUUCCAAGAUCCUAAUCCAACAAAUCCGAUCAUUCAUACUGAAAACGACGGAAGACAAAGGAUCCGUGAUACGACCGUGACAGAUGAAAUCCCAAAAGAAGAUGUUGAGCCAAAGAACAAGAGAGUCAAACAUAGAGAGAUUGAGAGACAAAGAAGGCAAGAAGUCACGUCUCUUUUCAAGCACCUACGAUAUAUAUUGCCAGUUCAAUAUGUUAAGGGUAAGCGUUCUUCAUCAGAUCACGUUCACGAAGCUGUGAAUUACAUCAAAGACUUAGAAAAGAAGAUCAAAGAGGUCAGCGAGAAAAGAGAUCGAUUCAAGAGAUCUAUUACUCAUCCACCUCCAGCAGGAUAUUGUCCUAUAAGAUCAUUAGCAGCAUCGUGUUCGUCAUCAUCACUAUCAUCAUAUUGUUCUUGUGUUGGAGACACACAUAUCGAUGUUAAGGUGAGGACUUGUUUGGUCGGUAUCGAGAUAGUAGUAAGUUGCUGUUUCAGACACGAAUCUUGUCUCUCAAGGGUUCUUCAGCUUCUGGUUCAAGAACAAAGUUUUAAUGUUGUUAGUUGCAUCUCAACUAGACUGCAUCUAAGAAUCAUACACACCAUUGUCUCUGAGGUUGAGAAAGGAAUAGAGAUUAACUUCUCAGAGCUUCAAGAAAAGAUAAUCAAAAACAUGGGGACAUCGUGCUUUAAUUUUUAGAGCUGUCUUCAAUCAGAAGAAGGAUUUGUGAUGAUAUGCAAAUUAUAUGUCUUGAAUUAUGUAUUUUCAAAAUCAUAUAAAAUUAGAGACUUGUUGUUUAUUUUAAAUAAGUAUCUCUUAAUGUU
Molecule: messenger RNA, 1528 nt
Organism: Brassica napus (rape)
Lineage: Eukaryota; Viridiplantae; Streptophyta; Magnoliopsida; Brassicales; Brassicaceae
Product: transcription factor bHLH55
Exons: 3
Coding region: 615-1403 (262 amino acids)
Biological process (GO): regulation of transcription by RNA polymerase II
Cellular component (GO): RNA polymerase II transcription regulator complex
Molecular function (GO): protein dimerization activity; DNA-binding transcription factor activity, RNA polymerase II-specific; RNA polymerase II transcription regulatory region sequence-specific DNA binding
Source: RefSeq, a predicted model, not a curated record